AUGCAGACGCUUACAGGACUCUAUCUUUUUGGAAACCAAAUCGGACAAGAAGGUGCAGAAGCUCUUGGUGAGGCCUUACAACAUAACACAGCACUCACAGAACUUUGGAUCCAAGGGAAUCAAAUCGGUGAUAAAGGUGCACGAGCUCUCGGUGAAGCCUUACAACAUAACAUAGCACUAGAAAAACUCUACCUCGCAGGAAAUCAAAUUGGAGAAAAAGGUGCAAAAGCUCUUGGUGAGGCCUUACAACAUAACACAGCACUCACAAAACUCUACCUCGCAGGAAAUCAAAUCGGAGAAAAAGGUGCAGAAGUUCUUGGUGAAGCCUUACAAAACAACACAAAAAAAAUUCGAAAACAUGUUAAAGUUCCGUAUAUCUGGCUAAAACCAUUUUAA
Molecule: messenger RNA, 396 nt
Organism: Adineta steineri
Lineage: Eukaryota; Metazoa; Rotifera; Eurotatoria; Adinetida; Adinetidae
Source: the annotation of a GenBank genome assembly